GUUCUUUUCUCGUAACUCGUUCUGCAAUAACACUGUGCAUGCAUGUUUUAAAGCUCAAAUUCGCAUUCUUCUGCUGUUAAUAAAUAACAAGUUUUGGAUACUUUUAGCAGCAAAUAUGACCCGAGAAGAAGAAAGAAUUCAAAGAUCUUUUAGGAAGGAAAAACCAGCACAUUAUACAGUUAAGAUUAAAUCAUUCUCCUCAGUUUUAAAUUCUUCGUUCGAAAAAUAUGUGUGUGGCGAUUUUGAAGCUGGAGGUUACAAAUGGAGACUAACUAUUUAUCCAAAAGGAAAUGUGGAAAGAAAUGGGAAAGAUCAUCUCUCUCUCUAUUUGGCAAUGUCUGAGGCAGAUUCUCUGCCUGCUGGUUGGGAACUUUAUGUGAUACUCAGAUUAUUUAUCUAUGAGCAAUUUCUAGAUAAAUUCUUGAUGGUGCAAGAUUCCCAUGGCAAGACAAGGCGCUUUCAUUCCAUGAAGACAGAAUGGGGUCUCCCCCAAUUUAUGUCCCUUAAUACUUUCAAAGACCCUUCUCGUGGAUACCUAGUUGAGGACACUUGCUACUUUGGGGCUGAGAUCUUCAUUUGUGGGAAGAAUAAUUGUGCAGAAGGAAAAGCAAAAGCUGGGGAAUGUUUGGCAACGGUCAAUGAACCCUUGAAAUAUAUCCAUACCUGGAAGAUCAUGAAGUUCUCCGGGCUGGUUGAUAAAAAAUAUUUCUCUCAAGUUUUUACUGCUGGAGGUUAUCAAUGGAAAAUAUUAGUCUUCCCAAAUGGUUUUGGAUCGGAAGAAAACAGAAGCCUUUCUUUGUACUUGAUAAUGGCUGACAAAGAAACCCUUCAGCAACAGACGGUGCAAAUUGAAUUUGUCUUACGUGUUAGGGACCAAGUCAGUGGCAAACACUCUGAAAAGAAAGCUAUUCAUGGAUUUAAUUCUUGGGGCCAUGUACACGGAUGGAUAAGCUUCAUGCCACUCAGUGAUCUCAACGACCUAUCAAAUGACUUCCUGGUGGACGACGUUUGCAUCAUUGAAGCACAACUCACUUUACCCGCAGUGGUUACUAAUUCAUCUCAAAAUUAGAUUAGGACUUCUUCACUCAUCUUGAUUAUUUUCUCCUAUCCUUUGCGUGACAAGUCUCCUGUUGUAAAUAUAUUUAAUAACAAUAAUGCUGGUUUGACAGUACAGUU
Nelumbo nucifera (sacred lotus) is the source of this 1176-nucleotide messenger RNA. RefSeq lists its product as uncharacterized. Lineage: Eukaryota; Viridiplantae; Streptophyta; Magnoliopsida; Proteales; Nelumbonaceae. Gene Ontology annotation, molecular function: protein binding. The record is from RefSeq and is a predicted model, not a curated record.